Messenger RNA from Colletotrichum gloeosporioides, 636 nucleotides. RefSeq lists its product as uncharacterized. The coding region runs from base 1 to 636 and encodes 211 amino acids. The record is from RefSeq and is a predicted model, not a curated record. Lineage: Eukaryota; Fungi; Ascomycota; Sordariomycetes; Glomerellales; Glomerellaceae. The transcript is spliced from 2 exons.
AUGCGAAAGAACAAGAAAUCCAAGAAGGCUAGACGCCAUGCGAAGCUUCUCAAGCGGCUCGAGAUAAAAGCUCUUUCCGAAGGCGACCUGCACUUGAGCAAGACUGUAGGACCCAACAAAAACCACGAAGAUGGCCUUCAUGAGGAAGAUGCACCGUCCUCGCCGGUAACACGGUUGAUCCGCCUCAAGGUCACGAAUAGGGCGAGCAAGAACACCAAUCUCACCAUCACAUCCAUCCGCCGUGACGUUAGGCAGUUCAAGGACACCACGUCAACCGAGAUCAAGGAAAUGUUCAGUGACUUUGAGAACAAGAUGGCGAUGCAGCUCCACGCGUUGUUUAAGACCAGCAUGCGGAACGAAGAGGUUAUUGAGGACAUAAACAAGUCCGUGGCUGCCCAAGAGGCACACGCAUCCCAGCAAGCUAGAGAGAUGGACGCGCUGCGCUCAUACAACCACGAACUUCUAAACGUGCUUGCAGAGGAGUGGGAGGACAGCAAGACCGUGGAAAACGAGCUGAGACAUGCCCUGGAGAAGAUAGCGCAGAAUCACAAGGCUGCUAUGAAGGAGACGAUGGACAAUCAGAGGGAAUGUUUGCGAAGACCGAUUGAGAAGGCUCAAAAAGGCCAAUGUGGCUAG